AUGGCUAGAGUCUUUUAUCUUUGGUUCCUCUACAUUUUCUUGUUCACUAGUUUAGGAAUUUUGGGCGGAAAUACUGAUGUUCCGGAUGAAGAAAUGAAGGUUUAUAUAGUAUAUAUGGGAAGUCUUCCUGAAGGUGAUUAUUCACCUACUGAGCACCAUAUGAGGAUAUUGCAGACAGUGGUCAAUAGCAGGAAUUCAAGACGACAUUUCAUUAGAAGCUACAAGAGAAGUUUUAAUGGAUUUGCUGCAAAUCUUACCUACAAACAGUACCAAACAAUGGCAGCUCACAAUGACGUGGUGUGGGUAUUUCCGAGUACAACUUUAAAGCUUCAUACAACUGCAUCAUGGGACUUCAUGGGAUUUCCUCAAAAUGUUCGUAGAAAUCUCAACGUUGAGGGAGACAUAAUCAUUGGAGUCAUUGAUUCUGGAAUUUGGCCGGAAUCAAAAAGUUUUGGUGAUCAUGGCUUUGGUCCUAUUCCCCAAAAAUGGAAGGGAGGCUGUUAUACCGGAGGCAAUAACUUUACAUGUAACAAAAAAAUUAUUGGAGCUCGGUACUACAGUUCAUCAUAUACCCCUAGGGAUUUUGUGGGUCAUGGAACUCAUACUGCCUCAACAGCAGCUGGAAAUAAUGUUCAGGACGCAAGCUUUUAUGGAAUUGCUCGAGGUAUUGCACGAGGAGGAGUCCCUUCAGCAAGGAUUGCUGUGUACUGCGUUUGUUCUGAAUUUGCAUGCAGGGAUGAAGAUGUAUUGGCUAGCUUUGAUGACGCUAUUGCUGAUGGAGUUGAUAUUAUCACAAUUUCACUAGGGCCAGGAAGUCCUAAAAAAUUAGAAACAGAUCUUAUAGCAAUUGGUGCCUUGCAUGCUUUGGAGAAAGGAAUACUUACUGUUCAUUCUGCGGGAAAUGAAGGAUAUCGUGCACCAGGAUUUGUUACGAGUACUGCACCAUGGUUAUUCAGUAUUGGAGCAAGCACUACAAAUCGUAAGAUUAUCAGCAAAGUUGUCCUUGAAAAUGGAAAGACCGUAAUGGGACAUGCAGUUAAUUCUUUCAAGUUGAACGGGACGAAAUUUCCUCUUAUAUAUGGGAAAGAUGCUUCUAAAAAUUGCUCUGAGGACAGGGCUAGGAUUUGUGGUUCUGGAUGUUUGGACAAUGACCUAGUAAGGGGAAAGAUUGUGCUCUGCAAAAGUUAUGACGGGAUGCUAUUUGCCUAUGAUGCUGAAGCUGUUGGAUCUAUUUGUCUAACGGAUGAAGCAGAAGAUGUUUCCCGGGUUGUGCCUGUUCCUGCAUCAGUUUUAAACGGUAAAGAAUUUGAGCAAGUUGAGAGCUAUGUAAACUCCACCAGAACGCCUCAAGCAAACAUUCUGACAAGUGAAAGUAUACUCGAUUUAACAGCUCCAAUUGUUGCUUCUUUUUCUUCUAGAGGGCCAAACAAAAUCUUUCCAGAGAUUCUGAAGCCAGAUAUAGUUGCACCAGGGGUGGAUAUUCUUGCUGCAUAUUCACCUGAAGCUAAGCCCACAGAUGCUUUCAUAGAUAAAAGACAUCUAGACUAUAAUAUAUUGUCUGGAACAUCCAUGGCUUGCCCUCAUGUUGCUGGUGCUGCUGCUUAUAUCAAAUCACUGAAUCCAACUUGGUCUCCUUCAAUGAUAAAAUCAGCUCUUAUGACUACUGCCUGGCAAAUGAAUUCAACCAACACCCUUUGGGGAGAUGCAGAGUUUUCUUAUGGAGCAGGACAUCUUGAUCCGAUGGAAGCUACAAAUCCAGGACUAGUUUAUGAGACUCCUAAAGAAGAUUAUAUCAAAAUGUUUUGCGGCUUGAAGUAUGAUUCAUCAGCAGUGAGAAAGAUAUUUGGAGUCAACAUUACUUGCACAGUUUUGGUUCCAUUCAUAUCAAAGGACCUAAAUUAUCCCACAAUGACUGCUCGGGUUGAAAAUGGACAGCCUUUUUCAAUUGAGUUCCCAAGAAGAGUUACCAAUGUUGGCCUUCCAAAUUCUACAUACAGAGCCAAGGUUACAAAGAGUACUUGUCAAUGUGAUAUAAAAGUGGAGCCAGACACUCUCAGUUUCAAUGCUUUGAAUGAAGGGAAAUCUUUUACUGUAACUAUUAGUGGAGAAAAAGUAGAAAACAUGGCAUCUGCCUCACUUGAGUGGUAUGAUGGCAUCCAUAUUGUUAGAAGUCCAAUUGUAUUGUAUUCAACAAAUCAAGCGACAAUUGAACAUGUAAUAGCUUAA
Molecule: messenger RNA, 2226 nt
Organism: Coffea eugenioides
Lineage: Eukaryota; Viridiplantae; Streptophyta; Magnoliopsida; Gentianales; Rubiaceae
Product: subtilisin-like protease SBT4.13
Exons: 10
Coding region: 1-2226 (741 amino acids)
Biological process (GO): proteolysis
Molecular function (GO): serine-type endopeptidase activity
Source: RefSeq, a predicted model, not a curated record